CAUAUAAAAUACACAAGCUAACCAAUUUUCCUACCACAAAUUUUUCUUUUUUCUUUUAUUUUGAUAUUGAUUGAUCAGCUUCCACCCACAAAUUUGGAUAGAUGUAGACAGCAUUACCUCUCUUUCUUAAGCAAAACCCAUAGUAUUUAUAUAGAGGAACACUAAUUAAGCAGUUGAGGACACCAACCUUAAAUACUUGCAUAGAUUAUAUUAUAUUUAUCAUCCUUCAUAUAUAUUUUGCUCUCCAAACUAUCUCUUUUGGGCUCCAAAGAAAUGGGUGAUAUGUUGCGUUUGGCAGUAGGAGUAAUGGGGAAUGCCGCCUCCAUGUUGCUCUAUGCUGCACCAAUACUUACUUUCUCUAGAGUUAUAAAGAAGAAGAAUACUGAAGGAUUUUCAUGCGUACCUUACGUACUGGCGUUGUUCAACUGUUGUCUCUACACUUGGUAUGGGUUACCAGUAGUAAGUUAUCGAUGGGAAAAUUUCCCAGUGGUUACUAUUAAUGGAAUAGGGAUUCUUUUGGAGAUCUCAUUCAUUCUCAUAUAUUUCUGGUUUUCUUCUGCUAAAGGAAAGAAGGAGGUAGCUAAAAUGGUGGUGCCUAUCAUUCUAAUAUGCGUGGCAACAGGGAUUAUAUCGUCGUUUGUGUUUCAUGAUCAUCGCCGUCGCAAGGUUUUUGUAGGAAGCAUUGGAUUGGUAGCGUCAGUGGCUAUGUAUGCUUCCCCUUUAGUUGUUGUGAGACAAGUGAUAAAGACAAAGAGCGUGGAGUUUAUGCCAUUUUACUUGUCAUUUUUCUCUUUUCUUGCUAGCUGCCUUUGGAUGGCCUAUGGACUCUUGAGCCAUGAUCUCUUUCUUGCGUCUCCAAAUCUGGUAGGAACACCCCUGUGUAUCCUGCAGCUUAUACUGUAUUGCAAGUAUCGGAAGAAUCCGAUAAAGGAAAAACCACAAAAAUGGCCAGAUUUGGAAUAUAACGAGGAGAAAAUCAAGCAAGAAUUCCCGUUGGAUGAGAUAAAAGAAUCGAAGCUAAUUGUCACUGAGAAUCUCAAUACCAAGAUUUGAAGCGCGAGCUUUUCGUAGUUUACUUAAGGUAAAAACUUACUCGAUCAAGGAGUUGCUCACCAACGAGGACCAAGAAAUAUUUGCAUUGAUUUGUCUGUUGUGUAACUCUUAAUUCUCUUGAGGAAUAGGACGAAUUUAUUUUGUUCCUCAAGCUUCUCUUUUCUUUCAUUGUUCGUUUUUCAUCUUUUUCACUUUUGCUAUGAGCUAUAUAGUUGACCAAGCAAUCAUGUAUUUUACUCUGCUUUAUAAAACAUAGAUUAUUCUA
This is a messenger RNA of Nicotiana tabacum (common tobacco), 1318 nucleotides long. RefSeq names its product bidirectional sugar transporter SWEET3b. NCBI's taxonomy places the organism in Eukaryota, Viridiplantae, Streptophyta, Magnoliopsida, Solanales, Solanaceae. Gene Ontology annotation, molecular function: sugar transmembrane transporter activity. The record is from RefSeq and is a predicted model, not a curated record. Gene Ontology annotation, cellular component: membrane. Gene Ontology annotation, biological process: carbohydrate transport.